GCGGGGUGAGGAGCGGAGCGGGCGGGCGGGCGCAGCAGGGCCCCCGGCUUGCCGGCGGCCCCAGCCUCUUUGCGGCCCCGGGCCAGCUCCGGGCGCAGCCGGCGGCAUGAGCGGGCCGGAGGAGGAGAAGCAGCUGGAGCGUCUCACCAGCCUGAAAGCGCGAGCUAUCGGUGAAUAUGAAGAUCUUAGAGCAGCAAACAACAAAAAGAAAGAGGAGUGUGACAAAAUUAAACAAGAGCGUGAUGAGGCAGUCAAAAAACUUGAAGAGUUUCAAAAAAUUUCUCACAUGGUUAUCGAGGAAGUAAAUUGUAUGCAGAACCACCUUGAAAUUGAAAAGACGUGCCGUGAAAGUGCUGAAGCUUUGGCUUCUAAGUUGAACAAAGAAAAUAAGACCCUGAAAAGAAUUAGCAUGUUGUAUAUGGCGAAACUGGGGCCAGAUAUCAUUACAGAAGAAAUUAACAUUGAUGACGAUGAUUCAUCCACAGAAACUGAAGGUAGCUCGGGUUCAUGCAACUCAGUGCAUUGUCAACAGCAAAUGAAAGAGCUGCAAGAUCAAAUUAUAUCUGUUCAGGAGCAAAAGAAGACCUUGGCCAUUGAACUGGAAAACCUGAGGCGCAAACUUGUAGAAGUAAUUGAAGAAGUAAAUAAAGUAAAGGAAGAAAAAGCUGUUCUGACAGCAGAAGUUCAUGAACAGAGGAAACUAUUGGAAAAAUGUAACCGAGUGUCUGUACUGGCUGUGGAAGAAUAUGAAGAACUCCAGGAAAACUUUGAGUUGGAAAAGAAUCUACGGAAGAAAGCGGAGUCAUUUGCACAAGAGAUGUAUAUUGAACAAAACAAGUUGAAAAGACAAAGUCAUCUGCUUCUGCAAAAUUCUGCUCCUGAUCAGCAGCUAUUGAAAGCUUUAGAUGAAAAUGCCAAGUUGACCCAAACACUGGAAGAAGAGAGACAUCAACACCAGCAAAAGGUUAAAGAAUUAGAAGAGAAGUUAGAAAAUGAAGCACUACAUAAGGAGAUCAGUUGUCUACAGCAGCAGCUGGGACUUCUGGAAGAAGAUAAAAAGGAGUUAGAACUAAAGUGGCAGAACUCUGAAGAAAAAGUUAAAAACCUGAAGCAUUCAGUUGAUGAACUCCAGAAACGAAUACACAGGUCAGAAAAUCCAGCACCGCCGCCUCCGCCCCCACCGCCACCUCCGCUUCCUCCUCCCCCUCCCAAUCCAAUUCGGUCCCUUAUGUCCAUGAUUCGUAAGAAGUCUCAUCCUAGCAGCAGCGUGAGCAAAAAAGAAAGAGCUCCUCAGCAAGAAUCAGGGGAAGAAGUAGGAGACCUGAAGAGACAAGCAGUUGAAGAAAUGAUGGAUAGAAUUAAAAAGGGAGUUCACCUAAGGCCAGUUAAUCAGUCAAGCAGACCUAAGACAAAGCCGGAAGCACCAAAAGCCUCUGAUAGUGCAGUGAAAGAACUAAAAGGAAUACUGGAAACACUCAACAAAUCCACCAGUUCAAGAAGCUUAAAAUCUCUUGAAACAGACACAGAGAACAAUGAAACUGAGUUAGAAAGAAUUUUACGGCGCAGGAAAGUGACAGCCGAGCAAGACAGCAGUAGUCCGGCUGGAGUCUUGGCCACAUCAGAAUCCAAAUCCAUGCCAGUGUUAGGUUCAGAAUCCGGUACUACACAAACAGCACUGAACAAGAAAACUCUGGAGGCAGAAUUCAGCUCCAAAACACCUGAGUUGGGCGAAGGGUCUCUUCAAAUGAAGGAAAGCGCAAGUUCUAAGGUUACAUUUCAGUCACCUAGUUACUUGGGAUUUGCAAGAAAAUCUGUUAGCCGUGAAAAUCAAACGGAAUCGAUUGUAGUUUUAGAUCCUGUUUCCACCAGUGAAGCACAAACCAAAGACCAGAUGCUUGAAAAAAUCAUAAAUCAACACAAGAUGAAAGAAGAAAAAAAUAAACAAUUAUGUAAAGAAACUACUGUUAAUAAAGCAAAAGAUUCAGACAGCUCUAACUGCUAAUUGUUAUGCCAAAAGGCUGAGAUUUUUGGAAGUCCUUCUCAGUAAGUGUAAAUUGCUUAGGUGAAUUGGCAAGGGCUAUAUUCUGCACUCAGAAGUAUAUUCAGUAAUAGUUUACUGAAAUGGCCUAUUGUAUGCAAUUUUGGUAUAUGCAUUAGCAGGUUACAUAACUAUAUACAACUCGAAAUCCCUUUUUGUUUUGGUCUCGUAUGUGUAUUUUCCUAGAUAAUAGGUUACUCACAAUAUUGUUUUUUAAUUUUAUCAAAAAAAUCCCACUUUUUUUGUGUGUGUGUUAGCUGGACACUUUGUAAAAGCCAAUAAGGGACUGAUCCAAAGCCCACUAAAGUCAGUGGAAAGGCCUCCCUCUGAUUUCAGUGGGCUUUGGAUCAGGCCC
This is a messenger RNA of Caretta caretta (loggerhead turtle), 2393 nucleotides long. It is a transcript of the gene SHTN1, whose product is annotated as shootin 1. Gene Ontology annotation, biological process: neuron projection morphogenesis; positive regulation of neuron migration. Gene Ontology annotation, cellular component: axonal growth cone; cytoplasm; cell leading edge. The record is from RefSeq and is a predicted model, not a curated record. Lineage: Eukaryota; Metazoa; Chordata; Testudines; Cheloniidae.